Molecule: messenger RNA, 18281 nt
Organism: Canis lupus familiaris (dog)
Lineage: Eukaryota; Metazoa; Chordata; Mammalia; Carnivora; Canidae
Gene: ZBTB37
Product: zinc finger and BTB domain containing 37
Exons: 5
Coding region: 503-2014 (503 amino acids)
Biological process (GO): regulation of transcription by RNA polymerase II
Molecular function (GO): protein binding; RNA polymerase II cis-regulatory region sequence-specific DNA binding; DNA-binding transcription factor activity, RNA polymerase II-specific
Source: RefSeq, a predicted model, not a curated record
GGAGGCCCGGGCCGAGGCCACUAACGAAGGCCCACUCGGGGACCCGGCAAGCGCCGCCAUCAGAGCCGUUGGCAUUCAUCAACAGUCUCAGAUGUCCCUACCAACACAGGCUUCAUCACAGGCAGGAAGCGCGAGCCCACGGGUUUUUCGCAUUCAGCCCCAACAACCCGCGUCGUUGAGUCUGGGCCGCACCCAACGCGCAAUCGUUUACCAUCUUCAUCUUGUGACUCCUGCAAAGGCUCGCGACCAGCCUAAAAGUACCAGGUUAAGCUCUCACCCUUCCAGUGCCGACGGUAAAGACCUUACUCCAGGGGCUUCCUCCUCACUGGGGAAUUGCCGGGAAGAGCAAACAAAAAAGGCGCUGGUGUAGGCUCCAAAAUAAACACAUCUGAAUUCAUGAUGGCAUCGACAGAGGCUCUUAUUGGAUUAAAAGUUUCAAAACAAACAAAAACGCUUUGGAAAAAGCAGGGUUGAAUGUCUGCCUACACCCUCAGGCACGACCAUGGAGAAAGGUGGGAACAUACAACUGGAGAUCCCCGACUUCAGCAACUCUGUUCUGAGCCAUCUAAACCAGCUGCGCAUGCAGGGCCGCCUCUGUGAUAUUGUGGUUAAUGUGCAAGGACAAGCUUUUCGGGCCCACAAAGUGGUACUGGCUGCCAGCUCACCCUAUUUCCGGGAUCACAUGUCCUUGAAUGAGAUGAGUACUGUCUCCAUUUCAGUCAUCAAGAACCCUACUGUUUUUGAACAGCUCCUUUCUUUCUGCUAUACAGGGCGGAUUUGCCUGCAGCUGGCAGAUAUCAUCAGCUACCUGACAGCUGCCAGUUUUCUGCAGAUGCAGCAUAUUAUAGACAAAUGUACACAGAUCCUGGAGGGUAUUCAUUUCAAAAUCAAUGUGGCAGAGGUAGAAGCAGAAUUAAGUCAAACGAGGACAAAGCAUCCAGAAAGACCUCCAGAAUCGCACAGGGUUACCCCGAAUCUGAGCCGUUCCCUGAGCCCACGACAUAAUACCACCAAGGGAAACCGGCGAGGUCAGGUCAGUGCUGUGUUGGACAUCCGGGAGCUCAGUCCCCCUGAGGAGUCCACCAGCCCUCAGAUAAUUGAACAGAGCUCAGACGUAGAGAGCCGGGAGCCCAUCCUCCGAAUCAACCGAGCAGGACAAUGGUACGUGGAGACGGGAGUAGCAGACCGCGGGGCCCGGAGUGAUGAUGAAGUCAGGGUUCUUGGAGCAGUACACAUCAAAACUGAGAACCUGGAGGAGUGGCUCGGGCCUGAGAAUCAGCCUUCCGGAGAAGAUGGGAGUAGUGCAGAGGAAGUCACAGCCAUGGUGAUUGACACCACCGGCCACAGUUCUGUGGGACAGGAAACUUAUACUUUAGGAUCUUCAGGAGCCAAGGUGGCUCGGCCAACAAGCAGUGAAAUUGACAGAUUUAGCCCCUCCGGCAGUGUGGUUCCCUUGGCGGAGAGACACAGAGCCAGAAGUGAGUCUCCCGGGAGAAUGGAUGAGCCUAAGCAGCCCAGCUCCCAGGUAGAAGAGUCAGCAAUGAUGGGAGUAAGUGGCUAUGUGGAGUAUCUCCGAGAGCAAGAAGUAUCUGAGCGGUGGUUCCGGUACAACCCUCGUCUCACCUGCAUCUACUGCGCCAAAUCUUUCAACCAGAAGGGGAGCCUGGACCGCCAUAUGCGCCUGCAUAUGGGGAUCACGCCAUUCGUCUGCCGCAUGUGUGGCAAGAAGUAUACCCGGAAAGAUCAGCUGGAGUAUCAUAUCCGCAAGCACACAGGCAACAAACCCUUCCACUGUCAUGUUUGUGGCAAAAGUUUCCCCUUCCAGGCCAUCUUGAAUCAGCACUUUCGCAAAAACCACCCUGGCUGUAUACCCCUGGAGGGGCCUCACAGCAUCUCCCCUGAAACAACUGUCACAUCUCGAGGACAAGCUGAGGAAGAGUCACCAUCACAAGAAGAGACAGUUGCUCCUGGGGAGACUGCCCAGGGCUCUGUGUCCACCACUGGGCCAGACUGAAACUUCGAGGGGGAGGGGGCAGACCCUCUUCCCCUUUGGGCCGUGAGCAGCCAGCAUCGGGGCCAUCGGCUGGUACUUAGAUUCACAAAAUGUCACAUCACUAGAUCAGAAGAUGCUCCCAAGAUGUUGCCAAGCUAGAGGAUCAGCAACAUACACAGAAGCACGAGAGGCUCUUCCCCUCCUCCUUCCCACCUCAUACUUUGGAAAAUAAUCAAGCAAAUCAACUUUCUAAUUCAGGGAUCAACAGCCUUGGUUUGUUAACUUUAUAAGAAAAAAAUUUUUUAACAAAACAAUGAUAAGUGGUCAUUUAUCUGCCAGUCAUGUUUGAACACUGUACUUUGGUCCAUAUCAUCCUGGUGGCUGUCAUUGCCCGGAUCUAAAUAAACUGCAGGAGCUUUGGUCAUCUGAACCAGCCAGCCACAAGAGAGAAGGAAGUAGUCAUGAUGGUGACAGGGAGGAGGCCCAUCUCCUCUUCCUUCCUUGCCAGAACAUGCAGUUUCACGUUUCAAGAAAAAAAAGUAUCCUGGUGGUUCUUACUGUUUCGAAAGGUUAGACCUUAUCUUUGCUCUAAUUGGGCAUCUGAUCCUUUGCCUGAUUGUCUCGUGUAAGCAGCCAUCUUGGAGCGGUGUUCUAGUCAGCAGCACCACCUGAAGCACUUUAGGCACCUAGACGGGAAAUGAGCAACAAGAGUGUUUGCAGUAGGUUCUGCUACAUUGGGGGGGUUCAAGUAUAAUAUUGAGGAAGAGGGGAAGCAGGGAAGGAAGUGGGGUGUUUCUGCAGAUGUCAAAUGGUGCAGAGUACUGCAACUUCCUGAUCAGUAUUUGUAAACCAUAGUGCUUAAAUAUCUUUGAUUGUUAGGAAAUGGCUCUCGUCCAGAUGAAUUGAUGUGUUAGGCUGAGUACCAAAGUUUCAUCCAGUCUCUCUGGCUCCUCCUUUCACAUAACAGCAAUAUUGUACAUCAAAAAUGUCACUUUCCAGUGAAAUGAGCCUGGACUGUAUUUUUAAAUCUACAGGUCUCCAUAUUUGAUAACUUUUAUAUGAAGUUUUAAACACAUUUUUUCUGCAAUAUUGUGGUUGAAGAAAUUCAACACUAUGGUUCUUAUUGCAACCACAAUAGCAUUUCCUUCUACAUAUGUAAUAGUUUAUAUUUUCAAGCCAAUAGAAGAACCUCACUAAAUCCAUGUCUCACGUCUGCAAACCUAGUAAUUCAUAAACCCACCAUCAGCAAAUUGCUGGUGACUCCAAGAGCUUUGCUUUUUAAUAAUACACUACAGGGCAUUCACCAGAAAACAUCAUGCACAAUCAUGUUGCAAUAAAUUGAUCAAGGGAUCAGUUUUGAUCAGGUUUGGUUACUUAAUCAUUCCUAAGAUUUUUAAAACUUCAAGGGACCUUUUUGAUAAUUCUGGGGAUUUCUGAGAUUCUUAAUCCAGCACUGAGAGUCAGAAAAAAUUUACCAAACAUGUAGAGUUUUAGAUGUCCUGUCUCGCAUUCAGAGAAUGAAGGAGGAUUAGUAAGAGAUGCGGGCAAGGAUAUGCUUACAGUGCAAAUAGAAAAGGAAAAAUCUAUAGCUUCUCCUAAUUGAUCAUUAAUGUUUUAAGAGUAUUUAAAUAUGCAGUGGUUUAAGCAGUUGUUUUGAUGCAAGAUAAUACAAGAUAUACAAGAUAUAUCUUGUAGAUAAUACAAGAUAUUUGGGGUGGGGCUGGUCAUGCCUGCACUGGUGAGCCAUUUGUGAGAAUGCUAAUAGCGUGUUCCCUUCUUGAGAAUGCUUUGUGGUAUAUGGAAAGGUGGGUAGAAACAAUGGCAUUUCUUUGAUGAUAGGAAGUUAGAGUGCAAAGAGUAGCUCAUAAGCAAUCUGAGAAUUAUACAUAUGCAUAAAGCUGCACCAUGUCACUACAGAGUGUUUAUUUUCUCUUCUGGAAAAACGUAGAAAUGCAUCUUAAAUAAGAAUAUAAUGGUGUCACCAUUUGAUAAGAGCCUACCCUUACAGCUGUCGAAGUUGUCUUUUGUCUUUUAGAGAUAUAGACUGGGGCAUUCUCUUCUUUAGCUGGGCAACAGCAUGAUAGGGCCAUUGUAGGGACCAGCUAUGCUCUGUGGCAUAGACGUGGAUUUGAAAUUAGACUAAAAUCUUUAGGGAAACAUUUUAGCUGGUAAUCAAGGCUAUCCGUGGACAGAUUCGCCAUUACUGAAUAGGAAGGUGAGAAGUACAAAAUAUGCUGCUGUUGAUGGAGCUUUUAAGCCUACCAAAAAUUUUUUUAAGUCCAUCCUACUUUUGAGAAGUAGUAUGCUGGAAAAUUCUUUAUGCUUCGUUAGUUUCUUAGGUUUUCUGUGAGAAAAUAGAGCUUUUUAAACUCUUCCAAAAUGUAAAGGUAAAGUGCAGUAAUUUUUGUAAAGAGAAACUGCAGCAUUUGUCAGUACUCCAUCCAAGAUUAGCAACAAACAUUUUAAACAACAUAGGGACUCUUUAGUAGAUGUGGAAAUGCUAUGAGUGUUUGGUGGGUUCCCCUCCCUUUUCAUUCACUUGUAAUAGGUUUUUGCUGUAUUGAUACUGUGAAUAGAGUGCUACCCGGUCUUCUAGGACCACAUCAGCACAAUCAUGUUUGCUGAUUCUUGCCUCUUAAUUGGCCAAGCCCAGAGCCAUGAAAUUCAUGAACAUUCAAGCCAGGCUAGCUUUUAAACAAAUUAAAGUUUCUAAAAGCAAUUUCCAUUUUAGCCAGAAAAGAUAUUAUUAUUCUAAAUAACUAUCCAAGAUUCUUAUCCAGGUUCACUGUGACAUUGUCCUAGUUCUUAGCUAACAUCAUUGUAGGGUCAUAGGAGUUAGUAGUGUUCUAUCUACAUUAAUGAAUAGCUGUGUUGAUGUGUGCACAGAGGAUACCUCUCAUACGGAUGUACUAAAUGGACUUUAGCUAAUGCUGAAAACUCAUUACCAAAUCUUAACUUGCACAUGUCACCUUGUGAAGGGAACUGCAUUAGCCAAUGAGAGCUAAAUCAUCAUUAAGUACUUUAAUGCCAUGAAAUAGCAAACACUGGGACCGUUUUCAUUCAUUGAGUGGCACUUAAUAGCUAGGAGCUACCCAAUAUUCUCAGCAAAAGAAGAGAGAUGGCAAUAUAUUAAUCUGUUUUCAUUCCAAGCGGUACUUUUUCUCUCUGAACUCUGAUACCAGUAUAAAUAGAGCAUUGGCAUGAACAGGGACACUGUACUUAGGCAGAAAGGCUCUUUCUAAUGAUUUGUUCUCUCUUUACUCAGAACCAUACUUACCUCUGAACCGAGUUGAGUUUUAUGUACUUUGCCAACUACUCCCAAGCCAUCAUUGUACCAGACAGUUAAAUCUAAUCUUGAAUAAGUAAAAAUAAAUGUGUUCCUAAAGGAUAAAGAUUGGACAAGAAGGGAGAUAGCCAUUAAGGAAAGUUUUCUUGUCAUUUUGUUUUAUUGGUAUUUUAAAAUGUUUCCAGUUCUCUCUACAUCAGUGAAAACAGAGUUUCCAAAGAUGUGAUAAUAAAAAUAAAGCAUUCUCCUCCCAGCUUUGGAGUUGAGAUCUGGCCUUGGUUGGAAGUGGUCUGGAGGAAAAGUGAAAUAGUGAACUUCAUCCUUAAUAGCUGAAUGGUCUCUGGUCAAGAAAUAACUUUAAAAAUAUUUUAGCUGAAAAAAAAAUUAGCUGUUACUUGACACCAAUCUCUUUCUUUAACUGGUAAAAAUUAUAUUUUGUUUGACCAGAAGAUCUAAUUUAUUUUUUUUCAGGAGAUCUAAUUUAAAGAAAUAAAAACAGUGGAUAAUGGAAAGGAAAUUAAGUGGAACAAAGGAGGCAGUCUUCUUAAUCCUAGUGGAAGGUGCUUAAUUAGGAAGGGGUCAGAAUCCUGGAAGUCUCUCUUUCUUCAGCUAUGACAGGUGGCUUUUUUUUUUUUUUUUCUCUUCCUCAGAUUCUCUUCUCAUCUGCUUCCUGGUUUAAGGCGUAACAGAGAAGUCUUUAUUGAACUCAUCUUUGAAAAUGGGGCUCUUUAGCUUUGCCAUUUGGGAAAGAGCGCACAAUAUUGGAGUAUUUUAGUUGCUGAGAUUUAGAAAAAGGACACCAAGCUCUGUGAUGUCAGGUAUAUCCUGGGCUGGAGAGGAUGCCCCUUAGCAGAAUUAUGUCCCUAGAAUUUAUGAAUUAGAUCAGGCUUCCACAGACUGCGGCCACAAGUGCCCAAUCCUGAGGUCAUCUGUUUGUCUAAAGAGAGUGGUGGUGGCACCUGUUCUUCAGGUAUUGUUCCUAUUAUGGUGGCAAGGUUGAGUGCUUUGUGACACAGACCACAUGGCCAGCAAUGCCUGAAAAUGUACUGUUUGUCACUCGACAGAAAAGUUUGCUAACUCCAGAAUUCGAUUUGAAAGAUUCAGAUUUGAAAGACCCCCAAAUUUGUCACUCCUGCCAUUUUGUCUUUUUAAUACUUCCAUUGAGGUUUUAAAUUCAUGUUGCCAUGUAUGCAUCAGUUUCUUGAAAGAGCUUAUCAUCUUUUUCUGGAUCUUUUUCUCAUAACUCUCUUUGUAUUCCUUCUUAAUGAUUCCCAUUGCUUUAAAAGCAUUUAGAAUAGCCUUAUGAUCUGUCCUUGCCUUAAAGGUGCAGGUAGAUUAAAGUUUAGGAUGGUAGUUACAGAUGUAACAAAGGAAUUUAGAAAAUAAUUCCCAUGCGUAAUAAUGUAGGAUUAAAUGAGUACCAUGUUUACAUAAAAUACUGUAAAAAAAUUAAUGUUUUUAUAAGUAAGUUUUGCCAUUCCUCUGAGAUCACUUGAACUGAUUUGCAUAAUGAUGGCAAGAAUGAAUUUAUUCCCACUAUUAUUAAGAAUUUAACUUCUGUUAUGAAUAAGUGGUUUGACUCUUACCCAGAAUACUGUCUUUCUAGAUUAGAAACCUCUAUCCUUUCCCUGUAUUACAAAUCUUCCUUUUCAUUUAUUCAAACUCACUCUGUUCCAUGUGGAGUAGUAAAAAGCCAAAUCUUACUCCGUUCCUUUCUUUUUCCCAAUGAAUGUUUUAAAGCAUAAUGAAAUCUCUGAGGAUUUCAAAUUCCUCUUAAACCUAUCUCCUGAUUUCUGUUACUAUCAUUUUUCUAAAUAUAUACUGGGCCAUUACUUAUUUGCUCUCUGACUGUUCAUUCUUACUGUUCAAAUAGCCUAUUUAUGCCAGAUAUGCAAAAAUUGGAAACUGUUAGGAUGAUUGUAAAGAGAAUUCCUUGCAAGAGGAAAGUAUAAUUGUUCUCCAUAUGGAAACCAUGCAUAGACUUCUGAGUUAUAUUUAUUUAUCAGGACAAAUGAACUAGGCCAUGCUGACACGAUGUAGUGAGUUUGAUUGGUACUUUGUUGUCAGCUCAGCCAACACAUACCAAGUUCGGAUGAGUGACUUAGCCCUCCAGUACGGCACCUCUCUACUAGGCAUUUUAUUCUCACGGUUGCUUUUUUCUAAGUUGAGUACUAGUAAGUUUUAUAUUAUAUGCCCUAUGAGUAAUAGAUAAUCCUUACCUAUAAAGUUCCAGAAUAUUUGUCUAGGUUAGAACUGCCUUGUCUUAGAGCACUUAUAGUAAUACAGGGUUCUUGAGAUUUUUAGAGUGUUGCUUUUCUGAUUCAUUUGGGAUUCUGAUUAAUCUGGAAUGUAGAAUUUGUGAAAUAAAUUGAAUUUAGAUAGCCCAAUGAAUCAUCUGCCUCCAGCUCUGUGUGAGGUCUAAGGGACAGUUGUUAUUUCUAUAUAAAUAUGUUGAAAACAAUGUUGUUUGCCUAGCAUUAUGAUUUCUUUGAUAAUUAUCAGUCUUACGUCUUGCCUUCUUUGCUUUCUAGAGGCUGUUUUUCAGUUUUCAAUUUUCUCAUUUUUAGGUAGUGCAUUCCCCAGGGCCAGUCUUUGUACUUCAUAGUCAGUAGGUUUUCUUGUUCAGGACAAGCCAAAAUUGGAUAUUGUGCAUACUUUAAAACACCUGACUUAGUUACAUUUCGAAGGAUGUAGUUAACUGACAGCAACAGUGAUGCAUAAACCUGGAAAAUAAUCUGUACAGACUAUCCAGUUUUGUUGUAUAGGCAGCCUACCUUUUCCCUCCACUGUGAGAAACAGCAAUGACUUUAAAGGCAAUCAUUACUUCAAAUGUAUAUUAUCUUCACAGAGUACAUACAUGAAUAAAUUUCAUCUCCCACAUUUUCCCCCUUAUCUAUAGAACAAAUACUUCCCAUCUUAACACAGUUAAGAAGGCCCUGCUAACUCAAAUAGUGGAAGCUUUAAACAACAAAGCUAAGUUAUGAAGGCAAAGCAGUUCAUGAAAAAUGAAACUUCUAAACUUGCUUCUUUCUUGUCUACUCAGUAAGUCCUGUUCAGGAGGCCAGAACUCAUUAUCCAGUUAAGAGAGAUACAUGUAUAGCAUCUCAUAUGGACAACAGCACAAUUUAAUAUACUGUGAAUCUUAGAAUCUGAAUGAAUCCAUAAUGCCAAAAGUCAGAGUAUCUUAUGGGGAAAUGUUUCCUAUUCUGUGAAAUCACUUAAGCGAUAAGUAGCAUAUAGGAGAAUCUGUUCCAUAAAGUAAGAUUAAGUACUUUUUUGGUACCAGACUAUGUGCUUGAAAUUUAUAUAACAAAAUUGAUUUUAGACAUAGUUUAGAUGUGGCUUCCUAUACUUGAGAAUCCUGAAUCCACUUGGUUGGAGUCUGGAUAUAUGCUUUUUAAAAGCCUGCACUUUUCACCACAGAUAUCAAAGAGAAGGGGACAGAAUUUAACUGUACUAAGUGCUUGAGUGGCAUACUCGAAGUUAAUCCUCAGAAUAAUCCUGUGAGGUAAUGACAGAACUAAAAAUAGUUCAGUUUUUUGGAGUGCUUGCUAUGUGCCAGGCACAAAUCUACGUGUUUCAUAUUACUUAACUCCCCAAAUCCUUCUAAUAGUCCCAUUAGGGUAAACACCAUCAUUAUCCUCACUUUAGAGAAGGAGAAACGGAGGCACAGAGAGGAUGACCAAGGCUAUCUGACACUAGAGUUGACACUCUAAUAGACUAUGUUGCCCUUGAGAGGUGUAAUUAUAUCACAUUUUGUAGAUGAAGAAACUGAGGAGCCCAGGGUUACAUAAUGAAUAAAUUUCAGACCUAAUAUUUACCCGUCUGAUUCCAAAGCUCAGACUCUCUCCACUACAUCAUGCUGACUCUGUUUAGUUGUAAAGAAUUGAGGUGAACUGAAAUAAACAAUAGCCAGUAACAGUACUGCUUUGAAUGAAUUUUUAACUCAAGAAAGCAUGAUUGGGAGAUUUCUUCAAAAGAUAAUGUCUCUGGGCAGAUGUUGAAUGGUGAAUAUUUUUUGGAGGUAUUUAUUGCCCAUUUACUCGCGUUGCCUAUUUUAAUAAAUCUAAUUGUGAAUCAGUUUAAGUUACCACCAAGGCAACGAUUGAAAGAUAGCAUUCCUGUAGUUACUAGCUUUGUAACAAACUACCCUAAACUAUAGUGACCUAAAACAACAAUUUUAUAUAUCUUGUGAUGGUGUGAAUCAUAAAUCCAGUAAAAGCUCAUCUAGGCAGUUCUCUUGUUCCCUGUGAUGAUGACUGAGGUCACCUGGUAGUAUUCACAGGUGGUUGCAGUGGUCUGGAGUGGCCAAGCUGACCUCAUCAUAUGCCUGACACCUUUAGGGAGGAAUAGAAGAUGGUGCUCAGCAGGCCCUCCUCUCCCACUCUGGAGUCCCGGGGACUUACCGUGUGGUCUCUCCACUGGGGCAGUCAGACUUAUUAAAUGGCAGCUCAGGCCUCUUUAGAGGCUGGGCAGAAGGUCCCAGUCCUCCUAAGGCCAGGCUCAGAGCUGUCAUAGAGUCACUGCCAUACACUUGAACAGAGAAGUCACUGGUCAGUCCAGAUUCAAGGGCAGUGGAAAUACCUUACCAUUGAUGGCAUGUGUGUCAAGGAUUUGGGACCACUUUAAUCUGUCAGAGAUAACAUUAGGUCUUUGAUUGCUCUGGACUUCUCUGUGUUCAUUCAUUUGGGUUAGUUGUUUGAGCCAUUGAAACCACUUAUGAUGACUACCAUGAGUCAGGAAAGGAGCUAGAAAGAGAAUGAGGCAGGGACACCUGGGUGGCUCAGUGGUUGAGCAUCUGCCUUAGGCUUAGGGCGUGAUCUUGGGUCUGGGAAUCGAGUCCCGCAUCAGGCUCCCUGCGAGGAGCCCGCUUCUCCCUCUGCCUAUGUCUCUGCUUCUCUCUGUGUGUCUUUCAUGAAUAAAUAAAAUCUUAAAAAAAAAAAAAGAAAGAGAAUGAGACAAAUAUCCAGAACAUGCUUCAUUAGCUACCCAAGUUUCAUUUAUUUAGAGCAAAAUUUCCAUUUCAUUUUUCUUUUGUUCCAAGUUCCAAGUUGUGAGCAUUUACUGAUGCUUUUUUGCUCUUUGUUUUCUGUGAAGCUAUAGUAAUUGUACAUACUGAGCCAAAAGUACUCCAGAGGGAGUAAAAAGCUUACUGUUAGAGAAGUUUAUUUGUUAGAGAUGUCAGCUGUAUUUAAGUUUACAGACAGGCAAAAACUCCUGUGGUAAGGAAAAUUCAUAUGGCUACUAAAUCUCUUUCAACAGGAGUUUCUAUUGAGUGGCUACCUGGAUCAUAUUCCUGAGAUCAUUGCAAGUCUUGCCUCCAUUGUCCUAGUUCCAUCUUUACCGUCACCACACCACCUCAGGCACAGUUCUGUGCUAGAAGAUAAAUAAUUUGUAUUACCUUUCAUAUGGGAGAAUUCAUUGCUCAAUUUUAUAUGUUAUUAAUCCUGUAAAAUUAGCAGUUGCUAUCAACCUGUCAUCCAAAAUAACAGAUGACUGAACUUUAGGAUCUUUGUCAGAUUUAGGGUGCUUUAUUUAAACUCCUUUAUUUAAACUUAUUAGACUAUUGCUAUGACAGAAGAAAUAUGGGCAGAACAUAAAUUCUGCUCUAAAAAUGAUUACCCCCAAACCAAUACGAUUUGUAAGAGGAGAGAGAUUUGGGAUUACCUAUCCAUUCCAUAGGCAAUGGAUUCCCAGAGAGUUAGCUGUGAGGGCUUCUUGCUGGUCAUCCCCAGGUAUCACAGAAUGAAAGACAACAGUCUCUGUUCCUUAGGUCAGGCCUCAGGAAUUGCAAAUACAGGAAAGGGUACUCAGGGCUGAAGACUUGAUUUAGGGCUCUAACAUGCUGGGAAGGGAAAAAGAAGACUUCGGCAUUUGUAGUCAGAUAACCAGGGGUGAAAUGUUUGAGGCAUUAAGAUCAGAUUUUAGCAUACAAGAAUUGGGGCCAGUUUCAAUGAACAAAAACAAAUGAGCCUUAACAUUUUCUUUUUGAUCCACAUUUCCACUCUAAUGUACCUCAAAGUCUGCUUUUUUGUGUGUGACAGAGAAGCCUUUGAAAAUAUGUUCCCAGGGAAUGAGAAAUCAUACAGUGAUCAAUGGAGAAGUCUCUCAUUCUGUCUGGCAUAGCUCUUUGGGCCCUCCUCUGGAUUCUCUGUGACACUUAAGUUUAAAAUCUUCUGCUGGUGGCAUGAGAAUGAAGUACUAUGGUCUUGAUUGGCAGGCGAGAACAAAGUCAGGAGAUUUGACAACAUAUUGAGUAGAUUUGUAGAUUUGACAACAUAUUGAGUCUGUCUUUCCGGCAAUUCAGGCCAUUCACAGCAACCUGUGGGAAUAACAGUUCCUUUGGGUUCCAAUUCCUCUCUUAGCUCCGUCUUUUUUUUUUUUUUUUUAAGAUUUUAUUUAUUCAUGACAGAGAUAGAGAGAGAGGCAGAGACACAGGCAGAGGGAGAAGCAGGUUCCAUGCAGGGAACCUGACGUGCGACUUGAUCCCCGGACUCCAGGAUCAUGCCCUGGGCUGAAGGCAGGCACUAAACCGCUGAGCCACCCAGGGAUCCCCAGCUCCGUCUUAAAGCAGAACUUUGUGACAUAUUUGAAGACGAUCUACUGAAUUUCCUACAGAGUAAUAGAGUCCUCACUGUAGUGGUUGUCUAAGAACCACUGCAAAAAAAACAGAAUUACAGCAUAGGGAACAAAGCUUAAAAUGUGUUUCCUCUGGAAGCUGAGAUGCUCCAGCAGGGGUCACUGAGAGUGUGGCUGAAUUCUACGUCUAGAACAGCUAUCAGUGAGAUAGCAGAGAUAUUUAGGAUUUAUAUGGUAUUUCUCAUAUUUUUACAAAAAAUGAUUUUAAAUCGUGUAACUUGAAGUUUUAAAAAAUGAGCCUGUUUUCUUUUUGGAAAACUGGCCCAGUAAAAAUAACACUAAUAUAAUUCAAUUGUAUAUGCAUGUGCAUUGAACACAGAGUGGUAUACUAAAGAUAGUUCAUGCAAAUAACUUUUGUGGGAAGUUUGGCUAUUUUCGUAAUACCUUUUUUCAUAAAUGUAUGUUUAUAAAUAUAUUUACUCAUCCACUAUGACCUUGGUAGCGUUAGAAGCAUUUGUUAGCUGUAUCAUUGAUUAUAAAAUAUCAAAUUCUUAGCAUAGUAGGCUAUGAGAGCUUUUUUGUUGCUUUGUAUUCUGGCUAAGAAAAUUACUUCUUGCACUUUCUAUUUAUAAAGAUGUUAUAACACAUUGCACCCACUUAGUGUAGCUGUUGUUUAGGGACAAAAAAUGUAGGUGUUGAAGUAAAAUGUAUGUUGAAAAAGCCUGGCAAAAGGAGGGACCUCAAAAUAACAAACUUGGCUUGCAUCUACCUGAGAAGAGCUGGGGCUUAAUAUCAAAUUUAGAGUGAAAGUAGCUGUUGGGGUAGGCGUGCUAUUGCUGCAAGUUGCAAUUUUAUUGUGAGUUGCCAGCUGUGUGUGUGUGAUUGUAUGUGUAUAUGUGAGAAAAGGGCAUCUGAUGAAGGCAGAUGAGUCAAUGUAGAAUAGUCUACCUCCCAUUAAAGACUGAGCAGAUUCCAAUAUUGCCCUGUAGCUCUUUGGGCAGGAGGCUGAAUUCCUCAGGCACUGCCCACCUCAUCCUCUUUUGUACUUGCUUCAGCUCCUCUACCUCUGAGCACUUGGCUGAAGAAAGACUGUGCUUUUUGUAGCGAGCGAAGGAAAGCCCGACACAAUAUCUAGAGGUUGCAGUAUCACACUUCUGGUCAUGUGUAGAUGUUAUACUUAGUUGUGGUGUCCGAACCAAACAGUGUCAGGAUGCCUUGGUUUAGUGCUUUUAUCUGCUGGCUUCUGUUUGCCAAGAGCAGCCAAUGCACACUGAGUCUUUCAGUUUUUUUUAAAAUCGCACCAAACUCCUUCUAAUGAUGUGAAAAUUUUGUUUGAAUCUGAGGGGUUUUUUGUUAAUUGCCGUUUGCAGUGCAUGACUGGGGGCCUAGAUGGUUAACCGGAUUUUCCCGAUGAUGAGCCUUCUGCCAAUAUCUUGACACAGGUGUGCAUGACCUGGAUUUUUGGAUAACUUGUUUUGCUUUUAGUCACUCCAAAGAGAUAUUCCUGAGAUCUAAUGCCUAUACUGUUAUAAUAGUCAAGAUGGCCUUACUUGAACGUUGUGUGUGUCGGGAAAUUGAGUUUCAGCAGUAAACUGCCACUAGGCACACCACCUUAUCUUUAAAUCCGGUUGUAAAAAUCAACUUACUAUUUGGGGCACUAGUACAUUGAGCCAUGUCAGGUUACCUACAUUUUGAACAUGUGUUAUAGCUUAGGAAGGAUUAUUGGCCCUUUGAUAUACUGCAGUGCUUUCCACCUUUUCAUCUCAAGGCACUGGCUGCUUGUGAUGUCUAAACAGGGAUUCUCGGGUUAGGAGUGAGAAUGAGAGUGAUCUAUUUUCAGAUUUUUACAAGUUGGCCUCUCUGUUUAGGCACUAGCUGAUAAGUUUUUGCAUUCCUGGUGACUGGGAAGGGCAAGCAAUGAAUAUAGUGUGAAGUUCCAAAUAAUGAGACAAGCAUUAUUCCUAGGUGACAACUGUGAUCUAGUGACCUCUGCCUGAAUACAGUAGAGUCCUGGGAGAUGAGGCAGGGAAAUCAUGUGACUACUCACCACAGCUGUUGUUUCUCUUCUACUCUUUUCUUUUCUUUUUUCUUUUCUUUUCUUUUCUUUUCUUUUCUUUUCUUUUCUUUUCUUUUCUUUUCUUUUCUUUUCUUUCUUUCUUUUCUUUUCUCUUUCUUUUUUUGUGUGUGUAUUAAAGCAUGGGAACAGGACCCUGGGCAGAAAAAGCUCUCCAGCUAUUGUUAUUCUAACUGUAGAAUCAUUGUCAGCCUAUAAGCCGUGCUAAUAUCCUAGAUUCAGGAAUUAACUCCUGCUUAGGAAAAUUCUUCCCUCUGGCUUAUCUUUUUGUGCCAAGUCUGUCCUAGGUCUGUCCUCAGCUGUUUUGUGAUAACACAUACUUAAGUGCAGACUUAACCUAAAACUGAAAUUUACUGUUGACAGUGUGAUCUGUUACAGCCAAAGUGAUUUAUUUAAAAACAAAACAAAAAACACCUAGGUAACUUCUUUGGGGCACAUAUUAAAUCUAUGAAUAUGAGAGGAAGCAUGAAGUCUUACCUUUCUUCCCUCUGGCUUAAGUGAACACUGGCCUUAAUGCUUUUUAUUAUGGAGCCAGUUGGCCUAAGCCAGUGGUUUUCUAACUCGGCUGGACACUAGAAUCACCUGGGGCAUUUUAAAAAAAUUACUGUUGUCUGCUCCUCCCCCCCAAUAUUCAUGUUUUAUUGGUCUGCUCUGCAACCUGGGCUUUAAAAGCUCACCAGAUGAUUCUAGUGGGCAGCCAAGGUUGAGGAUCACUGGCCAGGCCAGGUAGUCUUGAGUGGUCUUCAGCAGGAUAAGCUCAGUUGGUUCUUUUUUGGUCAUAAGAUACCUUUAUUGAUAUCCCAGCAUGGCUCUGAGGUUAAGGCUCGGGUGGCCAAGGCUCAGGUGGUAAGAUGGAUCAUCCAUUUGUCCUCAAAGUAAUUCUGGAGAGAGAUGUUACCAUCCAUCCAGUUUCAUCUCUAUACCAAAUACAAGGUGUGCAUAAGUAAGCAAAACAUAUUUUCAAAGUCUGGUCUCUGGAAUCCUCUUUUCUUUGCAUAUGUGAUUUGAGUGGAGAUUUCUCAACUCUUCUAGCUAAAAUAGAGCACUUGAAAUUAUUAAAAGGGCCAAGCCCAACACACCUAGGAUGAUUUCUAUUUGUAAACUGAACAGAUAGCAUUAUUCAAGUUAGUGGAAAAAGAGAAGGAUCCUUUCUGGGGGUGAUGGUGAUACAUUUGAUUAUUUGUCUCUUAGCCUGUCUUCUAAGUGGGAUUCCAAUGUAAAGUGACUUUCACUUUUCCUUGGGUAUUUUAUUGUUUUUUGUUUUGUUUUGUUUUUUUGUGAAUGAAAUGCACUAGCUAAGGCUUAAAUAUUUCUGAAUUUUACAUGAAAUGUGAAAUGAGUCAUUUUAGCAUCUUUAUUCUAGGAUGUCAGAGACCUAACCCAGUAAUCCUAAAUGAAGUUCCGUAUCUUUCUUUCUUCCCACCCUGGGUUGUAAUGAUGCCUGCCCUUGGCAACUUCGCACAUGAUAAUGGGAAGGGGAGAACUGUUGGAUUCCCUUAAAAGUGAGAUACGUAGCGCCCCCUACCACCACCCCUUUCAAACUGACUAGCUACCAACUGAUUUCUCAUUCAUGAUAGAAAUUUUUUUUAAGAGCAAGUUCAGAUAUAGAGUCUCUCUUCUGAGAGAAUUCUGGGCACUGUAGAAAUUUUUAUUCAUAAAUUGCCUACAAUAAUCGAUACUUUAAAUUUCAAAUAGGUAGUGUGUUCAGGAAGAAAAAUUGGUUAGAAGGAAAGAUUGGCUAGUGCAGAGACUGAAUUAGUAUCAGGCUGUGAAAUUUCAUUAAAAUAACAUUGAGGCCUGGCUAUUUACAUAGCAUGUAAAUGCUGCAGUGUCUUUUCGAGAAAAUGCCUCCUAUGCCUUAGAUAAUUUAUGAAGGCUUCCUGAUAUGGGGUGGAGUAGAAAAAUGGUAGCCUUUGGUAGCCUUUGGGACUUGCAUGCAUCCAGAGAGGAGUGCGUUAGGGUUUCAUCCUGAGGAGGAUUGUGGAGUACUGUGAAACAUUGUUGAACUUUAUGCAAAUCACACUGCACUGGAUUUUAUGAUUCCUGGUGGGGGUGUGGAGGAUGAGGAGGGGAAGUAAUGGUACAAAAUAUAUAAACUUGUUCUGUAUGUCAAGCAAGGAGUGAAACAAAUUCCCUAUCAGGAAUUCUCUAUCAGGACUGUGAAGUUCAGGCAAGUUCUCUGCCCUGCUGGAUCAGCUUGCUGAUUCCUCUUCAACUUCUAAGAAGUCCUUUCUGAAACAGCUACGCACAUGCUAGUCUGAUUACAGUUUUACCACCCUGCCUCUCCCCCUACUCAGCAAAAGAAAAACAUUCCCAAACUAUAGCAGUGUGUUCUGUCUCAGUCCAUUAACUCUUUAUCUACUCUGGUCUGUGUUCACAGUUGUAGCCCAUUGCAUUAUUUUGUGAUCUGAUGGCAGAACUUAAAGAGAUCUGCCAAUUCAGAAAGGAACCAAUGGCCUCUCCUUUAAGAAAUCUUAAAACCAGGACUCUCCAUCUUUGGCACGUCAGCAUUAGUGAGUAAAGGGAGAAGUAUAUUUGGAAGAGCACUUAGAUUUCCUGUCUCCUCCUCAUUUGGGGUGGAACCCACUCAUACUUUGCCCCUGAGAGGAGAAGGGAAGACUGAGUGUUCAAAGAUGGAAAAGUCAAGGUAGCUGAAAUUUGGUUUCCUUCAGAUGGACAUGGUCUGAAAAGAAAUCUGUCCACCUGUUCUCUAUGGUGCUUAUAUGGUGGGUGACAACUGUCCCCCAUCUACCUGUCCCUGGCACUGUGCCUUCCCACUGGUCACUGUGAAAAGCAGAUCACACUGGACUCUGAGGCCAGAACCCAGGACCACUUCCCCCCCUUCUCAUCUUGAGCCCAUCACUUCUUCAUACAGCUAAUAAUGUAGCAUUUACUUCUCUUUGGAAAACUCUUGGGUUUGUCCCCCAAGAAAUAGUAAAGCAUUUCAAGGAACAUAGUCAGAAAAUAAGAUUCUGGUGGUAGCUGUCAAAGAGAUGAUAGGAAAAUUUCACUUCCCCUCAGCUGAUCCCGGUAGCAGGGAUCGACAUGCCCCCUCUCCCUGAGUUUUUAAAGGCUACCAUGAUAUUUGUCAGUGACAAACUUAGGUAACAUUUUAUCACAACUUGCUAAUCAAAGAUUCCUAUGAAAACAGACAAUCACUUUCUAAAAUGUUGUUAUCCCUGAAAGGGAAUGAGGUAGAGUUUUAAACUAUAAGAACCUACCGGUCUGUUUUUUCCCUUUGAAAAAACAAACAUUUGAGGUUUGUGUCUUUCAUCUGAAGCUAUUACACCAUUAAUAAAGAUGCCUCCGAAGAGUCUGUGAGCCAGGCUGGUCCUCUACCUCUGGGGGCGCUGGCCUGGGUUCGUGCAUCUUAUUUCCUUAGAGAAUAUCUGUUUUUAUUAUGACCUUAAUUAUAAAUACCUAUAUAUAGGAAUAGGAUUUUCUCUCACCCCACCCUCUUUUAAUCAUUAUCACUUAAGUGUAAACCACACCUCCCCUCACCCCCCUUUUACUGAACAAAUGCACUUUAAUUCCUAAGGAGAGUGGCUGUUCCCGGCCCUGAAGCCAGAUAACUUCAGGAGGAGAGUCGAGGAGGGAGAACUCCUGCCAGACCCUGUGAAAUUAACCAAAUUCCUAUGUAGACACACAAAUCCUACCCCUUUUUAAGCUAUCCCCACCCCCUGCCAAAGGGAAAAAAGAAACAACCAAAAUGAAGAAGUUGAAAAUGUCUACCCUGAUUGCGGAAGUUUCCCUGGGGAAGAUACCCAAGAUUAAGUUAUUUUCUCAGCUACCAAAUUGUCAGAAACUUCUAAGUUAUUUUGUGGGAGGCUGAGAUUUUUCAAAUUAAAAACUCAAGUGAAAAUAUAAAGGCUAUAAAUAUAUGAUUCUGAUUUGUGUCACUUCUAAAUAUUAGAUUUGUUCUCUCCCUUAAUCUGACGGGUGUCCUCAGUCUCUCCUCCUGUAGAGUCUGUCCUUCCCCUGAUGACAAGCCAAUAGUCCUUGGUGGGGUUGCAUGUCUCCUAGAGCCCCAGAAGCCCUGUCGUGUCGGGGGAGGGGGGAGGGCCAGAGGGCGGGCAGAGACUGGGGUUGGGGGAGGGAGAUUCAGAAAAAGAGUGAAGAUAUGGGUUUAUAUAAACAUAUUUAAAGCAGUUUAGCAAAAGCUUUCUCGUUGAACAGCUUUAAGAACAAUGUGAAUGAAAUCUUAGCAACUUGGUUAGUAAUUUGAAAAGUCUAUUAAUGUAUACUUGAAAUUCUGUUUGUAUAAAAAUACAUUUUCCUCUUUAUUUUAACACUGUGUAAAAGAACAUUAUGCAUGUGAGUGGUUUGAGAAUUAAAUGGUUUAAUACUCA